Messenger RNA from Rana temporaria (common frog), 1232 nucleotides. Its product is annotated as aquaporin-2-like. NCBI's taxonomy places the organism in Eukaryota, Metazoa, Chordata, Amphibia, Anura, Ranidae. Gene Ontology annotation, molecular function: water channel activity. The record is from RefSeq and is a predicted model, not a curated record. Gene Ontology annotation, cellular component: plasma membrane; apical plasma membrane. The transcript has 4 exons. The coding region runs from base 32 to 868 and encodes 278 amino acids. Gene Ontology annotation, biological process: transmembrane transport.
ACCACAAACCUACUCUUCCCGGUUCCCUAACAUGAUCAAGCUAUGGGAACUGCGUUCUGUAGCAUUUGCAAGGGCGGUUUUUGCAGAAUUUUUUGCUACUCUUUUAUUUGUUUUAUUUGGUUUAGGGUCAGCCUUAAACUGGCCAGGAACAAGUCCAAAUGUCCUUCAGAUUUCCUUGGCCUUUGGUCUUGGCAUAGGCACCUUGAUUCAGGCUUUUGGCCAUGUAAGUGGUGCCCACAUAAACCCAGCUGUAACCCUGGCCUUUAUGGUGGGUUCUCAGAUGUCCUUCUUGCGGGCCGUGUUUUAUGUCGGAGCUCAGCUGCUGGGAGCUGUUUCUGGAGCAGCCAUACUUCAAGACCUUACUCCUUUGGAAGCUAGAGGAAACUUAUCAAUAAAUGGGUUAUUUAAUAACACGGAUGCUGGAAAGGCUUUUACUAUUGAGCUUUUGCUAACUCUUCAGCUGGUUCUAUGUAUAUUUGCCUCCACUGAUGAUCGAAGGACCGAUAAUAUGGGAUCUCCAGCUCUGUCUAUUGGUUUUUCUGUGACUUUUGGACACCUACUUGGAAUCCAUUACACCGGCUGCUCCAUGAAUCCAGCAAGAUCUUUUGCACCUGCAGUUAUAACAGGAAACUUUACCGCUCACUGGGUGUUCUGGUUCGGACCAAUGCUUGGUGCUGUUUUAGGAUCGUUAAUCUAUCACUAUAUUCUUAUUCCAAACACCAAGACCUUUUCAGAGAAGCUGGCAAUCCUACGAGGAGAGUUGGAACUUGAAGAAGACUGGGAAGAGAGGGACAUACGGAGAAGACAGUCCGUAGAGUUACACUCACCACAGACAAUGCCAAGGAUUGGGAUGACAGAGAAAGUUUAACCGCAAUGUGAGGAAUCAUCAACUGCACUUAGAAAAUAGUCAUUAAACCUAAAUGACAAACAGUUUAGUUGGUUACAAGUUUAGUAAUACAUAUUGGUUACCAAAGUAAUUAUUAAUAUUCUUUAGUCAGGGCAAAUGACAUAAUAACACAAAGCAAUGGCCAUGUGUCUGUGAACAUAUAUUGUAUAGUCAUAUAUUAUUGAAUCUGGAAGGACAGCCCUGGUUUUAUACAUUUGCGAUGCCACCUAAUAACUGCAUUCCCAGUCACAAGCUACUAAUUGCACUCCAUUUGGCAUUUGGUUAGCCCUUCUGCUCAUUUUGCACAUAUUGGGGCAGAUCCUCAAAGAAAUUACGCCGGCGUAUC